AGAAGUCUACCCAGAAGCACGGAAGAAGGGCACACACUUCAAUUUUGCAAUUGUUUUUACAGAUCUCAAGAGGCCUGGGUACAGGCGUCAUGUUCUUAACAACAGUAUUACUCCGAAAGAGCAUUCCCGGAAAGCAAUGGAUUGGCAAGUACAGGCGACCAAGAGUGGUUACCCUUGCAAUGAAGCUAGCGAUGAUCCGAAGGCUGGAAAUUGAAGCAGAGAAUGAAUAUUGGCUGAGUCGACCUUACUUGACACGGGAACAGGAGUACAAACAUAAUACAGAAGGGAGGCUUGCAAAAUGGGAAGCUUUCAAACUCAUGAAGAAAGCCAAGUUCCCUAAGCACAGAUAUAUCAGUGACGAUUUGAACCACCUAAACGUGACGAAAAGGUGGACCUCUUGAGGAACAGGCCGUGUUUGUAUUUGGCAUGUGUCAGGCACUGCCAUGGGAUCUGUCGUUGUACUUGUGGCGGUUUCGUAGCUCAGUAUGAGGGCAGGUGACAAGUGAGGCUUUGCUGUGGUGUGUUACCAUCUUACAUUAAAGCAAUCCUACGGAACGGUG
Colius striatus (speckled mousebird) is the source of this 560-nucleotide messenger RNA. It is a transcript of the gene MRPL57, whose product is annotated as mitochondrial ribosomal protein L57. The transcript has 2 exons. Gene Ontology annotation, cellular component: mitochondrial ribosome. Gene Ontology annotation, biological process: mitochondrial translation. The record is from RefSeq and is a predicted model, not a curated record. Bases 90 to 401 code for a protein of 103 amino acids. Gene Ontology annotation, molecular function: structural constituent of ribosome. Lineage: Eukaryota; Metazoa; Chordata; Aves; Coliiformes; Coliidae.